This is a messenger RNA of Leucoraja erinaceus (little skate), 3801 nucleotides long. RefSeq names its product SH3 domain containing 19 (gene sh3d19). Gene Ontology annotation, molecular function: protein binding. NCBI's taxonomy places the organism in Eukaryota, Metazoa, Chordata, Chondrichthyes, Rajiformes, Rajidae. The coding region runs from base 62 to 3139 and encodes 1025 amino acids. The transcript is spliced from 19 exons. The record is from RefSeq and is a predicted model, not a curated record.
GUCCGCAGCGCUGCCGCCUGCAUCCACCCCCCCUCCCCUCCCUCAAGCUAAUCCAUUCCGUAUGAUGAUGGCGGAAGCCUGGACCCAGGAGGAAGAGGAGGAGGAGGUGCGAGGGGCGAGCGACAGGGACCCCGGCUCCAGGCUCCAGUCGGCAGCGGCCAGGAGGAGCGGCGCCUCCUCAACAGCAGGACGUUCCAAUAGAAAUAAACCAGACCAGUCAUCCCGCACUUCUAGCCAUGGACCAUUAUCGACAAUAAGAGCUGCUAUCAAAAGAACAUCAAGUCGCACACUGUCACAGACCGAACUGCGGAGAGAAAGGAGGAGGCCAGCCAUUACAGUCUUAUCUGCAGAGCCUAUAGGACCAAGCCCUUGGUAUCCCGGUGUUCCUGGGAACUGUGCUGGGACUGUUGGAGUGGGAGCAUCAUAUCAUCGGACUCUCUGGAGAAUCGAUGAGCCUGCUGCAGCUGAACCUCCGCCUUCGUACGAGCAGGUGAUCCGAGAGAUCAGCCAGCAGCCUGGGCCCACUCCACCUGUCCCCAGGCAUUCAACAGCUACCAUCUCGACACAGACUGAAUUCGACCAAGACUCUGACGAUCUCGAGACAAGGAGCGCAGAUGCUGAUUUUGCAAGUGUGGGGGAGUAUACUCCAGUGACAGUUCCAGUGAAACCAUCCAGAUCCGCUGUGUGCCUCGUUCCCAUCAGGGCAGAGGAAAAUGAAGCACCUUUGAUUUCAAUAGAAAGUGACACAAGUCGGGAACAAAGUGUCCAAACAAACACUAAUGUUGUGAAGCGCCCAAUACCAAGGCCCAGGUCCUUAGGUAACUUGACCGUACUAUUUCAAGAAAUACAAAUUGAACGUUCAGAGGGAGAGGUCAAAGGAAGCUUCUCUGAAGACAGUGUUUUGCAAGUCUGCCAAAAUCCAAUUGCCAAAGGUAGUUUUACCAGCCAAAACAUCAUGGGAGACAGCAGUGGGCAGGGCAUCCUCUCCAGAAUAAAGGCAUUCGAAACUCAGAAGGAUUCCGAAAAUGUUGCCAACAAUGCACAGUCGUCAAAAAGGCCGGAGGUUGUUCCACGGACUUUUGUGCCAAAGCCUGGUGUGGUCCAGGGGAGACCAACUGUGGCUCCAAAACCUUCCUUGGUCGACAGGACUUCGGGAGAACCCAAUAACGGGGCUGAAGCCAAGCCUGUGGCGGCAGAGAGACAGGGACCUCUUCUGCCUCCAAAGCCACAAACAGGGGGUGCAGCUGUUGGACCCAAGCCUGAACCACCCAAGAAACCAAAGCCCAGCGUCUCUGCAGAAUCAAAGCAGAACAAUCAAACCUGCAACACUUUAGACCGUCGGGAGGAGGCACCUUCCGAUUCGGUGGCUACCCAAAUAGGAAGACCCGCAGUUAGGAAGAAUCAAAUGCCCAUACCAGCACCAAGGCCAACAAUGGCAAAACAGACCAACAUUACUGAAAAUCGUAUUGCACCUUCUAUAACACCUAAGCCUCCUGCAUCUAGACCUUCAGUGCUACCCAUAACAAAGACCUCAAUGACGGAGACUGAGGAAUCUUCAACUAACGUACAAAUAUCAUCAAACAGUGCACGAGAUCUGAUAAGUUUUGAUGACGAUGUGACCCCUGCUAUUCCAACAGGAGAUAAUGUGACCUCUCUUGUGACAGUAGAUCCUUUUCAGACUUUGCCGAGAAACAAGGCACCCCCCACUGAUGCAAUGCACAGUCGCCCACCUGUAUUACGUAAACCUACAGUAAUCCGCAUACCUAACAAACUAAAUAAAACAUCCUCAGAAAGCAUUACAAGUCCUCCACCGCUCCCUGCUGAGACUCCUGUUGGUAACUUAAUUGUAGAAAGGACUAAAACAGUGCCUAUGGAGAAUUACGAUUUGCCAGGACCAGUUGCAAGCCAGCCUGUGGCACGAGUGGGUAAAGUUCCUCCAGCCCGUCCUGCCCCGCACAAAGCCGGUCCAGCCCGACCUCCGCCGCCAAAAGUGUCCGCCGCUCCUAACCAGCUCCGUCAUGCUUCAUCCGAGCAAAAAAUAAACAAAAUCGUCGGCAAACAGAGCCCGGCUGCCACAGGGAAGGUUCGUCCAAAGAGUCAAGUGUUUCCAAAAAAAGGACCUGAGCUUCCACCUCGACCAACUCCUGGACAUCGGCUCUAUGACAAGUACAUGAAACUUUCCGCUUCUGAUCAGCAGUUUGGAGAUAGCAGUGGGCCACAUGCUGUGGUGCUACACGACUUUACAGCAGAUCAAAAUGACGAAUUGAAUCUGAAGGCAGGAGACACAGUGUACUUGCUGAAGAAACUGGACAAGGAUUGGCUUAGCGGGAAGUGCAAGGGACAUACUGGGAUAUUUCCAGCUAACUUUGUCAAAAUUAUUGUUGAUCUACCUGCUGACUCACAGGAGAUCAGUGUGAAGAAAGAUUUGUUCAAACCAACUUCUCUGAACAAAGGACCUCGAUGUGUGGCUCGCUUUGACUUUGAAGGAGACCAGCCCGAUGAGCUCACUUUCUUUGAAGGUGACGUUAUUGCACUGAAAGGGUACAUGAAUGAGGAAUGGGCUCGAGGAGAACUGAAAGGGUGUAUGGGAAUUUUCCCUCUGAAUUUUGUAGACCUUGUUGAGGACCUACCAGCGUCUGAGCAGAAGACAAUCCAGAGUUCACCUCUUUCACCAGAUUCUAACAGAAUAACAGAUGAUAGAACAAUAGAGACCUCUACACCUGAUCAGGUUGGAGAUUUGGACUUGCAGUGGUGUGAGGCACUUUAUGAUUUCAAAGCAGAAGCCGCUGAUGAUUUAGCGUUUAAACGUGGCGAUCAGAUUCUCAUCUUGGAGCAGAUAGACUCUGAAUGGUACAAGGGAAAGCUUAAUGGGCUCGAGGGAAUCUUCCCAUCUGCGUUUGUUCGAGUCUGCUCAGGAACCACUAGCCCUGUAAAACCACAGACUUCUGGGAAUAAAAGAGGACUGGCCAAGGCACUAUAUAACUAUGUAGGGGACAAUGAAGAUGAGCUUAAUUUUAAGGUCGGUGAUACAAUUGUCCUCGUCAAAUCCAUAGAUGCUGACUGGCUGAAAGGGGAACUAAAGGGAAAAGAGGGGAUAUUUCCCCGGAGUUUUGUUCAGGUUCUGAAAGACCCAUUGUGAAAUACUCUUGCUGAGACUGAACGAUGAAUAUGUGGAGCAGUGUUGAACUUGGCCAAUCAUUUAUUUGUACCAAAGGAACACAAAGCACGUGAACAUAGCAGUCAAGCGAAUUUAGUUGUUGAAGUCAUUAAUCAAAUGUUCUAUUACUUGUGAACUGGGAUGUACUGCAGUCACUUGGAAGCAGUGGGUGGAUGGGUGGUCAGGAUUUGUACUCACAAGCUAUACAACGGAUUAUAAUUUUACUCCAUGACAAUUAUAUAUUGGUGAGAAAUAAAUUCCAGUAUUGAACGAGGAACGCAAUCAUGAUAUUAUUACAAUGUAAAAUUAUUCACUGAUGUCAACAUAUGUUGGUGGGCAGUGAUGGGCUGGUUUUCCCAUUUGUGCUGUCAUCUUUAACUUGCAUAUCAAUUGGGAAAUUUACCUUUAAUGUAAAGUCAAUUUUAAAAAAAGCAUCACUGCAUGUUAUUUCAUAUCUUUCUAAAGAAAAAAAUGUUUGUACAAAAAAUAAAAUUGGGCUUCAUGGUUUGCCUGUAGUAUUAUUCAACAGUAACUGGGAAUUGGUAGAAGCAACAUUAUUUUGGUGUGGAUUCUUCACCGGUGAUGUUUCUAGGUAUCAGUGCUGAACUUGUGAUAAACUUUUCAAUAAACAAUAUUUAUUUCAA